Messenger RNA from Chaetura pelagica (chimney swift), 3024 nucleotides. It is a transcript of the gene CARS1, whose product is annotated as cysteinyl-tRNA synthetase. NCBI's taxonomy places the organism in Eukaryota, Metazoa, Chordata, Aves, Apodiformes, Apodidae. Gene Ontology annotation, biological process: cysteinyl-tRNA aminoacylation. Gene Ontology annotation, cellular component: cytoplasm. The transcript is spliced from 23 exons. Gene Ontology annotation, molecular function: cysteine-tRNA ligase activity; ATP binding. The record is from RefSeq and is a predicted model, not a curated record.
AUGCCGGUUCAGGGUAUCGGGAGCCAGGAAUCCCAAGAGCGGCGUUUGCCUGGCCCUGGACCUUCCAGCUACAGUUUUAUUCUGAGCAUUAGUGAAGAGGAAGCCAGGGUGAAGGCUUUGAACGAGUACCUGAGCACUCGUAGUUAUAUCCAGGGGUUCACAUUUUCACAUGCAGAUGUGGAGGUAUUCAGAAAGUUUUCGGGGCCACCUGUGGACCAGUAUAUCCAUGUUGUCCGGUGGUACAGACACAUAGAAGCAAUCUAUGAUGGCAGCAGUGAAAAAAAUGACCCUUGUAAACUUCAAACAAGCAAAGGCAAACGUGUGCAGCCCCCCUGGUCUGCCCCUGAAGGGACAAAACAUUCUAGGCUCUGCCUCUAUAACAGCCUGACACGCAGUAAGGAAGUAUUUCAGCCUCAGAAUGGAAGAAAGGUCUUGUGGUACUGUUGCGGUCCAACAGUUUAUGAUGCCUCUCACAUGGGACAUGCCAGGUCAUAUAUCUCGUUUGAUAUCUUGAGAAGAAUCUUGAGGGAUUAUUUUAAAUAUGACAUUUUCUAUUGUAUGAAUAUUACAGAUAUUGAUGAUAAGAUCAUCAAGAGAGCAAGACAAAAUUACCUUUUUGAACAGUAUAGAGAGAAAAAAUUAGCACCAGAUCAGCUACUUGAAGAUGUUAAAACUGCCUCAGAGCUCUUUUCAGUUAAAUUAAAUGAGACAACAGACCCAGAUAAAAAACAAAUGUUGGAAAGAAUUCAAAAUGCAGUGAGGUCUGCAUUUGGUCCUCUACAACAAGCUGUGCAAACAAAACUCCCUGCAGAAGAGAUCAACAGAUGUCAAGAGAUCCUGUUGGAAGAAGCCAAAGAUCUGCUGUCUGACUGGUUGGAUGCAAAAUUAGGCAGUCAAGUGACUGACAAUUCCAUAUUCUCCAAGCUCCCCAAAUUCUGGGAAGGGGAAUUUCAUAAAGAUAUGGAAGCACUCAACGUUUUACCUCCAGAUGUUUUAACACGGGUUAGUGAAUAUGUGCCAGAAAUUGUGGAUUUUGUGAAAAAGAUUGUGGAUAAUGGUUAUGGGUAUGUGUCCAAUGGAUCUGUAUACUUUGAUACUAUGAAGUUUGAUUCCAGUGAAAAACACUCCUAUGCUAAAUUGGUUCCUGAAGCUGUAGGUGAUCAAAAAGCUCUGCAAGAGGGUGAAGGUGACCUGAGCAUCUCGGCUGAUCGCCUAAGUGAGAAACAUUCUCCAAAUGAUUUUGCUUUGUGGAAAUCCUCCAAGCCAGGAGAGCCCUCAUGGGACUCUCCAUGGGGAAAGGGUCGUCCAGGAUGGCACAUUGAAUGUUCUGCAAUGGCUGGAUCCCUUCUAGGAGAAUCAAUGGAUAUUCAUGGAGGAGGGUUUGAUCUCCGAUUUCCCCACCAUGACAAUGAACUGGCACAGUCUGAGGCCUACUUUGAAAACGAUCAUUGGGUUCGGUACUUUCUGCACACUGGCCAUUUAACAAUUGCUGGCUGUAAAAUGUCCAAAUCUUUGAAGAAUUUCAUUACCAUAAAAGAUGCACUGAAGAAACAUACAGCACGACAGUUACGGUUGGCUUUCCUCAUGCACUCUUGGAAAGAUACACUGGAUUAUUCAAACAAUACCAUGGAGUCAGCUAUUCAGUAUGAGAAGUUUAUGAGUGAAUUCUUUUUAAAUGUGAAGGAUAUUCUUCGGGCUCCCACUGAUGUGACAGGCCAGUUUCAGAAAUGGGAAAAUCAGGAAGCAGAGCUGAAUAAAAAUUAAGUGGAUUUUUACGACAAGAAGGCAGCAAUCCAUGAAGCACUGUGUGACAAUAUUGACACUCGCUCUGUCUUAGAAGAAAUGCGUUCGUUAGUCAGUCAGAGUAACUCCUAUAUUGCUGCAAAGAAAUCUUCCAGACAAAUGCCAAACAGGCUUCUUUUAGAAAACAUCAGUUCCUAUCUCACUCAAAUGCUAAAGAUUUUUGGUGCCAUAGAAAGUCCAGACUCAGUUGGUUUUCCUGUUGGAGGGAACAGUCAAAACAUAAAUAUUGAAUCUACAGUGAUGCCAUAUCUACAAGUUCUUUCUGAGUUCAGAGAAGGAGUACGACAAAUUGCCAGAGAGAAGAAAGUAACUGAAGUGCUGCAGCUGAGUGAUACUCUUCGAGAUGACAUCCUUCCUGAACUUGGUGUUCGAUUUGAAGAUCAUGAAGGACUUCCAACUGUGGUUAAAUUAGUGGAUAAGGACACAUUAUUGAAAGAAAGAGAAGAAAAGAAAAAGCUUGAAGAAGAGAAAAAAAGGAAGAAAGAAGAAGCAGCCAGGAAAAAACAAGAGCAGGAAGCAGCAAAACUGGCAAAAAUGAAGAUUCCACCACAUGAAAUGUUUAAAUCAGAAUAUGACAAAUAUUCUGUGUUUGAUGAAAACGGAUUCCCUACCCAUGAUACAGAAGGCAAAGAACUCAGCAAAGGACAAAUUAAGAAGCUAAAGAAACUUUAUGAAACCCAAGAGAAGCUAUACAAGGAGUAUCUACAAAUGGUUCAGAAUGGAAGUGCAAAUUGAAAACAACAGGACUUUUUUUUUUUUUUAGAAGGCAAGUGCUAGGUCACCAUUGAAGAAGUGAGCAUACACUGAUGCUCAGAUCUCUGUUUACACUUUCUAUUAUGUGCAAAGUAAAAAUCCUGACUACGUGGAUUAAUCAUGUCAUCUGGAAAGUCAAUAAAAAUCCAUUCUUAAAAGAAGCCAAUCUGUAAGAACUUUCUUCACAACAACAGUAGCAGGUUGAAUGGUUGCCAGUUCUGUUUGGGAAUGUGCUGCUCAGUCAGCAAAUCCACAUAAGGAUUCUUGGUGUUUUAUAUCUGUCCAGGCUUGGUUAAUUUGUCCUGCAUACUGCUAUCUAUCUAAAAUCUACUGUAGCUUGCAUUCUGGAAUAUAUCACAAUCAACAACAUUUAGUACAAAAUGGGAGUUGAGUAGUUUGUCCCACAAUAAGAAAGGUAUUUUCCAGAUGACUUUAGUAUAUUUCCAUAAGCAGGAAAACUGGGUAGUU